Penicillium macrosclerotiorum is the source of this 225-nucleotide messenger RNA. RefSeq lists its product as uncharacterized. The record is from RefSeq and is a predicted model, not a curated record. The transcript has a single exon. NCBI's taxonomy places the organism in Eukaryota, Fungi, Ascomycota, Eurotiomycetes, Eurotiales, Aspergillaceae. Bases 1 to 225 code for a protein of 74 amino acids.
AUGUCAGAACAGUCGUCUCUGGAACUGAAGCUAGAGCGAAUCUCCGCCAAUCAAAGAUAUGCUGGAGUCGAAAAUUUCGGUGCAAGUGAGCUACCAUUGAACGAGGUCCAGUUGGCCUUCAAGCUGUACUAUCUGCGCUGUGAAUUGCAGCUCAGCCAGGCGAUAAAAUCUCACAUGUCAAUAUGCAAUGAACCGAUGCAGCAUAUUAUCUCCACCUUUUCUUGA